AUGGCACUUUUAUCAGAUUCAAUCUACAAGUUAACCGAAGAUAAUUGUCAAGGUGAGCACCUGAAUGUAGAUCCAAACAACACUCUCUGCAUACAUUAUCUUCAAGUGGUAGAUAAGUGUCUUGAAAGAAUUCGCACGGCCCACGUUUUAGAGCCUUUUUGUGAAUCUUCAAAUGCCAUAAAAUCUCAUAUCUUCAGGAGGGACUUAAGAUCUCUUGACAAAACUUCUGUGGAUAUUAUGUCGUUGCCUCAACUUCAGAAACAAUGGUGUCGUGAUGACAACUAUGUGUACUCCUCUAUAUGGGCCAAUAGCAGAGACGUUCGAGAGGCUCUUAACAUUCGUGAGGAGUUAAACGAAAUCGAGUGGGUGCGAUGCAAUGAAACCUUGCAUUUUCAUUUUGAUAAGGAACCCGUAUCUUACUUUCAUAAUGUCCCGAGUGUGGUUUCCUAUCAUCGAAACCUUACUGAUAAAAAUUGUCGAGCUCUUGUAUAUAGUGGAGAUCAUGACAUGGUUGUUCCGUAUAUGGCUACAAUGAACUGGAUUGAAUCGCUAAAUCUGUUAGCUGUGAAUGACUGGAGACCUUGGUUUGUCGAUGAACAAGUAGCCGGAUACACUGUGAAAUACUCGAACCAUGAAUACAGCUUAACCUAUGCUACUGUAAAGGGAGGAGGUCACACAGCUCCAGAGUACAAACCUAAAGAAUGCUUAAGAAUGCUUAUGAGGUGGCUUGCUAAGGAGGCUCUCUAAAUAACAAUCAUAUAGUUAAUGUUUAUUUCCUCUGUUGUAUGCACAGCUACUCAUAUCUUGUACCUUCUAUAAGUAAAUUUCAACAUAUUUUCUUAGUUAGGUUUACCCUAAUUUUGUUCUAUAUAUAGUUUCUUUUUCCUCUCUUUGUAAUUACACUUUUUAUUAAUGAUGUAGCCCUAGAAGUCUUUCGCUC
Lactuca virosa is the source of this 940-nucleotide messenger RNA. The record is from the annotation of a GenBank genome assembly. NCBI's taxonomy places the organism in Eukaryota, Viridiplantae, Streptophyta, Magnoliopsida, Asterales, Asteraceae.